Messenger RNA from Phanerochaete carnosa HHB-10118-sp, 364 nucleotides. RefSeq lists its product as uncharacterized. The annotation marks the transcript as partial. The record is from RefSeq and is a predicted model, not a curated record. The transcript has a single exon. NCBI's taxonomy places the organism in Eukaryota, Fungi, Basidiomycota, Agaricomycetes, Polyporales, Phanerochaetaceae.
UACUUGGAUUCUAAAGUUCAAAGAUAUGUACCAGAUUUUUCCACGGCCCCACGUUGUAGACAGCUGGCUUUGUUUUCCUCCACAAGGCUAUGAAGGGCUGUAACUAAUGGAUCUCAGGCGGUCAAGACACCGAGGUUGUUCUUCGUACUUGGUUCGUUUUGCGCGUAUAUUUUGGCCGAUAACGAGCACGAGUACGUCGGCCGCUUUUAUCUUCGGCGCCGCAGACGAGAUUACCGAUGGCAGAGACGAGUGGCGCGACACCGACUGGGACAAGACAGUACCAGCAGCGGCAAGAAUCGAAUUGAGCAAGAGAGCUAAUGUUGUGGAAGAAAUUAAAUAUUCGCGGCUAGUGUAAGUGCCAAUA